AUGGGACGUAAGAGGAAGUACCUUUGGCGGAAAUUCGGCAACUUCGUCCGUGCAGCGCCGUUCAACGCCCCUUGGGACUACGCCAGGCAGAUUACGGCCUGCUCUGGUCCGAAGUUAACUUACAACAACGCGUACCGGCUGAAGGUAGGCAUCACGGCGCAGCGAUUCGGCGACUGGUGCGAGUCAUUCCGCUACAUUCCGGCGGUGCAAGAGCGCAUUCGGCAGAUCGACAACGGAGCAACCGUGGAGCUUUUGACUUACAACCACGAAUUUCUCCGCUUCUUCAUGGUGCCGAGUGCAACACGCAAAGCACUGAAGACGUGCAGGCCUGUCAUCGCACUGGACGGGACUUUCCUGAUCCGUGCUCAAAAGGCUACUCUGCUGUACGCCAACGCGAUGGACGGCAAUCAGCAAAUCAUCCCCAUCGCAUGGGCGCUCGUAGAGAGCGAAACCAAGGACACAUGGAUUUGGUUUUGCCGGCUCUUUGAUAAGCACUGCUCUGACUGGAAGGGACGGGACGACGCGGCUAUCAUCAGCGACCGGGACAAAGGUCUCAUCCCGGCGGUGAAGGAAGUGUUCCCUGAGAAGGUGGCGCACUACUUUUGUGGGUGGCACAUGCAGCAGAACGUGAAGCGGUUCGGGAAGACUUCCGCGGACAUGUUAUGGCGGCUUUUGACAGCCCGGUCUUUGGACAAGUACAACGAGCUCAAGGUCGGUGCACGGGAAUCCCAUCCCCUGCUCACGACUUACCUCUACGGUGCAGCGCCUGUGGCCGACGCGCCUGGGCCAAACCCCACUCCACCAGCUGGCCUUCGUAUUCGCCGACGCAACGUUCAGCAAACACGCCGGACGCGUGCGACCGCCAACAACAUUGCGGCCGAAGCAGCUGAAGCACGGCGGCGUGCUCGCCAAGCACAGUCGCAGCGACGCGGCCGCCGACAGAGACAGGGCGGCGCAGGACGCCCACCUCGGAAUGCCGCAGCGGCGGGGCAUUCAGCAGCGCCCCGCCCGUCCACAGCACCGUCGCCCGCUGCUGCGACCCGCCAAGCCGCUGCACAUGCAUCGUCCGCAGCGCCCAGCCCAUCUGCAGCGCCAGGGCCGUCCGCAGCGCCCCGCCCGUCUACAGCACCGUCGCCCGCUGCUGCGACCCGCCCAGCCGCUGCACAUGCAUCGUCCGCAGCGCCCAGCCCAUCUGCAGCGCCAGGGUCGUCCGCAGCGCCCCGCGCGUCCACAGCACCGUCGCCCGCUGCUGCGACCCGCCCAGCCGCUGCACAUGCAUCGUCUGCAGCGCCCAGCCCAUCUGCAGCGCCAGGGCCGUCCGCAGCACCCCGCCCGUCCACGGCACCGUCGCCUGCUGCUGCGACCCGCCCAGCCGCUGCACAUGCAUCGUCCGCAGCGCCCAGCCCAUCUGCAGCGCCAGGGCCGUCCGCAGCGCCCCGCCCGUCCACAGCACCGUCGCCCGCUGCUGCGACCCGCCCAGCCGCUGCACAUGCAUCGUUCGCAGCACCCAGCCCAUCUGCAGCGCCAGGGCCGUCCGCAGCGCCCCACCCGUCCACAGCACCGUCACCCAAUUCAGCUACACGCACAUCCGGGGCACCCGCAUCAUCCGCAACGCCGUCACCAUCCACUCCGUACGACCCAUCUGCUGCAACAGGUUCGUUUGAACAACGGUUUGUCAAUGCGCCCCUCCGUUCUUUACCGGAGCCACCUCCAAUUCGACGAUCCUCACCGAUAGUCGUGCCUAGCGGAUGGCGAGGAACAGCUGCGUGCUUUAGCUUUCGCAACAUUGUUCUGAGAGCUGCGGUCCCGGGAGUCACCCCACCAACUGAGGCACCAAACCGAGAGCCAUCACCGACCGCGGCGCCCACCCGCCAGCCACCACCGGCCGCGGCAACAACCCGUGACCCUCCUCCUCCCACCGUGGACCCGGGAACGGCGCUUGGGAACACCAACGAGGAGAGGCCUAGCGUUGUAGAAGAUGAGGCGACCGUCGUGGAAGAGGACUCCCUGGAGGACGGUGAGGAUGGUGUGCGGGUCCGAACAGGCCUUCGUGGUGAUUACACUGCACGCAGGAACAAAAUCUGGGUGUACGAGAAGCAGUGGGCUCGAUGUGCGGCACCAAUGAGAAGAUUCGGCAUCUACACGAGCAACAUGGCGGAGUCGACCAACGGGGCCGUAAAAUCCAUCCUGCGCCUGCCACCCGCGUAUCUGUUAGCAUCAAUGUGGGACUACAACGUCAAGAAGUUUCAUGAGCGGCGUGAGGAGGCUAGAGCCCGGGAUGACUACUUUACGGAGUGGGGGAGAAAACGGUAUGAGGAGAAGUGCGAGCGGGGAAAGAACUACGAGGUGAAAAUCUCCAACAUCGAGUUCUUCGCGGAGGUGAUAAACAAUGGCAACGCGACGGACCCAACCCCACGCAGCUACAACGUCGACCUACGUGGCGAGGGUAGCUGUGAGUGCGGCAAUUGGAAAGAGUACGCUUUUCCGUGCGCACAUGCCAUGGCGUUUUUCCCCUGGGCAAACAAGAACGGGUGGGAGUAUGUCAGCGACUACUACACCACAGUCAACCUCCGCCGCACAUACUCCCACACCAUUCCCGGGACCUACAUCGACACCCUGAUGGCAUAG
Messenger RNA from Closterium sp. Naga37s-1, 2628 nucleotides. Lineage: Eukaryota; Viridiplantae; Streptophyta; Zygnematophyceae; Desmidiales; Closteriaceae. The record is from the annotation of a GenBank genome assembly.